GUAGUUAACUAUUGGCAUUGGCACUAUAAGCAUUCAUUCUUUAUCCCGUAAGUAACGUAUGGAUCGAAGGACUAUGUCUAUGAUGUCUAGCAAAGUUGAUCCCUUCCAGCAUCUCAAACUCGUCCCCAAUUCCGACGGCACGAUCACUCGCCAGCGUGAUGACCCACCCAUCUCACCCUCACUCAAUCCCACCCUUCCCGUCCUCACCCAAGACGCAACCAUCAACCGAUCAAACAACACCUUCGCCCGCAUAUUCCUACCCCGCGAAGCACUCGAUUCCUCCCCCUCCAACAACCUCCCUCUCGUCGUUUACUUCCACGGCGGCGGCUUCGUCCUCUUCAGCGCCGCCUCUGACUUCUUCCACGACGCAUGCGUAAACCUCGCAGACGACACCAACUCCAUCGUCGUUUCCGUGGAGUACCGCCUCGCACCGGAACACAGACUCCCCGCGGCGUACGAAGAUGCCGUCGAAGCGCUGCACUGGAUCAAAGCACAGUCAAACGAUUGGUUGCGCAACCACGCGGAUUUUUCCAACUGUUACCUUAUGGGAAGUAGCGCCGGAGCAAACAUCGCGUACCACGCGGGUCUACGUGUAGCUGCGGAGCUUAACGUUUAUGGAGACAAUUAUCUGGCGCCACUUAAGAUCAGAGGGCUGAUAUUGAGUCAGCCGUUCUUCGGAGGAACGAAGAGGGUGCCUUCUGAGGUGAGGCUUGUGGACGAUCCGGUUUUGCCGCCGCACGUGUGUGACUUACUGUGGGAGUUGUCGCUGCCCCUGGGGGUUGACCGUGAUCACGAGUAUUGCAAUCCGACGGCUGGCGAUGGGCCUGUGAUUCUGGAUCGGGUGAGGCAGCUUGCGUGGCGGGUGCUGGUGAGUGGCUGCCAUGGGGACCCACUUCUGGAUCAUCAGAUGGCUCUGGCGAGACUGAUAGAGGAGAAGGGUGUGGCUGUGGUCACCCGUUUUGACCAAGGGGGAUGUCAUGGGAUUGAGGUUCGUGCUCGUAAGCACCAAAACCAACUCUAUAACCUAGUCAAAGAUUUUAUUGCAUAAUUUCUGACAUGGAACUACCAUUUCUUUUUAAGCUCUAUACUGUAUAAUUACAUUUUCAAAAUAUUGCUACAAAUAAAUGUUAUUUUCUCUCUUUUGAUACUCUCCUCCACCCCUCACUUAGAGACUGUUUGGUAUUACGAAAAUAGAGAGGGAGAUUAAGGAAGAAAGUGAAAAUGAGUUGUUUAAUAAUGUAACGGAAUUGAAGGUGUGUAUAAUGGCACACAUAUUUCAGUAGCCUACAUUUUUAAAUUUGAAUUGAAUGAGUCUCAAUUUGUGUAUUUUUGUCUUCA
Glycine soja is the source of this 1338-nucleotide messenger RNA. Its product is annotated as carboxylesterase 1-like. Bases 59 to 1048 code for a protein of 329 amino acids. NCBI's taxonomy places the organism in Eukaryota, Viridiplantae, Streptophyta, Magnoliopsida, Fabales, Fabaceae. Gene Ontology annotation, molecular function: hydrolase activity. The record is from RefSeq and is a predicted model, not a curated record. The transcript has a single exon.